GACUGACGGCCUCUGUCAUUUUGCCCAGCCCCUUUCACGCGGGAAGGCCCACCCUUUCCUUUGGGACUGAAAGCCGGUUCCUGCGAUUGAGCGGCCAUUAUUGCUGCUGCCUGGCAAGAUGAAGAUCUGGAGCUCUCAACACGAGUUUGGGCAUCCAUGGGAUACCGUAAUAAAAGCUGCUAUGAGAAAAUAUCCCAAUCCUAUGAAUCCAUCUGUGGUAGGAGUUGAUGUCCUGGACCGAAGCCUUGAUAAUCAAGGAAGGUUGCACAGUCACCGACUACUUAGCACUGAAUGGGGCCUCCCAAGUAUUGUGAAAGCGAUUCUGGGAACAAGUAGAACAGUUACAUACAUUAAAGAACAUUCUGUGGUUGAUCCAGUAGAAAAGAAAAUGAUACUGAGUUCCACAAACAUAACGCUUACAAAUCUUGUAUCAGUUGAUGAACGCUUGGUCUACACACCUCAUCCUGAAAACCCUGACAAAACUCUGCUAACUCAAGAAGCAAUUAUUACAGUAAAAGGUGUCAGCCUCAGUAGUUACUUGGAAAGUUUAAUGGCAAGCACAAUCUCUUCUAAUGCUAGAAAGGGGUGGGAUGCUAUUGAGUGGACAAUUCAACAUUCUGAAAGUGUUCUAAGCUAGCAGUAUCUUUCUACAGCUGCAUUUUGUACUAACUAGUGGUAAUACCAGCAUUUACCUUGGUACAGCAUUUCAGCUUCUAGCAAAUCUUUGCAUGUUAUGUUAUUUUAAAAGUUGCAUGCCAUAUAUAUAUACACACACACACACAGACACACACCCCUAUUACAUAUAGAGGAACAGCUCCCAUAUUAAUUAAUAUUGGAAUUGGCAGGGAUAUAGUGGUGUCUGAAUGUUUUGACACAGGAAAGUCAAGAGGCUCUUACCAUAAUCCUGAAUGAUUAAUAAUGUUCACCUUCUGUUCUUUGUGCUUUGAGUGAGCAGAAUGCUAUUUGAACAGAACUGGAGGGCCUUGUUUUUUUGUGGAGGCCUGCCUUUCCUUGGGGGCAACUGAGUAGGAGCCAUUACACUGACAAGUAGGAAGCUUAGUCUCUUCUGUGCUUUGGAUGUUCCUACUGCUUCUUGCUAGGAGGGAACUUGACAGAUAUGUGGUUGAUAAGAGUCCCAUGAUGGAUGAAGCAAACUUUCAAGGUGGUGAUAUCACACCAUAUGUCUAGUGUUUCUCGACAUUACAACAGAAAAUAUUGGAGUUUAAGCAGCUACCUCUUACAUCUAGGAAUGGCUUUGUAUAGAUAUUAUGCCUACCUUAUAGAUCUCCAGGUGGUUUAAAAUUUAGGCAAGGCAUACUCAUGUAAAAACAUUUGGUUGCAUACAAAUACUACAGCAAACCAUAGGUUGUUACAAGCAUGAGCUGCAUUGACCUCCUGGAUCAUAAAUAUGUUUCUUUCCUUUCAUUCUCUGUAUGUGAUGGAAAAUCAGAAAGUUCUUGUUGAGAUUUGCAAUAAUUUGCCAUUUACCACUUUGUCCAAUUCAUGGUUUGAGGACAGAUGGUACUUCGAGCAAACUAAUUUGUUGGUUUCAUCAAAAAAUGGCAAAUUGCAACUAGUUAUAAAUUUGAAGUUGAAACUGAUCUACUCCCCACACCUGUCAGUCAGAGUAGAAGUAGAGUAUAUGAACUUCACUGUAUCUUAUGCUCCUUAACAACAAAUAAGGACUUGCUACAUUUUAAUCAGGCCCAUUUAAACUCCUACAAAUGUAUGCAGUAAUAGAAACACUCCUAAUUUACUGUAAUUGAAAUGCAUUUUCAGAAGAAUUUUUAGCAUCAGAUUAACUGCUGUUUAUCUGUUUGAAUUACAACUUAGAUAUCUAUCUUUUUUAGAACUCCUUGAGCCUGAGAAUAGAUGGUAUUCUCACCAAUCUUAAAUAUACUAUUUUGACUAGUAAUUCUGUCCUUGAAACACUCAUUAAAUUGGAGAAUUCAAACACUAUCAUAGUGUUGCUGUAUUUAAAUACUCUCAAUUUUGAAGUGUGUGUAUAUAUUAUAAGACACAGGUAAACUUGCAUUGUAUGCUUUCAGUCUUAUCAUUCAGGCCGUGAAACGUUUCCAAGUUGUAAAACUUUGUGCUCUCAAUGGUUCUUAAAGCAGUAAUCACUGAUAUAAUGUUCAAUUUAUAAUUCAUUCUGUAUGCCCUGUGGACUACUGCCAUAUUCAUAAACACAUUAGAAAUGCAUGUUUGGUUGCAAAUAUGCUUGCUUGAAGUCAUACAAAGCUUGAAGUCAAAACAAAGAUGAUGUUGUAAGGUACAUCACAUUCUGUAAACCAGUCCUCUGUCAGAUUAUUUUUACCAAACAGACUCAUGUCAUUUAGAACUAGAGAGAAUCUCCGAUUUUAGUAUAAAAUUACUGAUCUUUGCCAGGAAUGCUGGCAAGCAUCAGGAAUCCACAAAAUUGUGUUGAGUACUGCAACUACUUUACAGCUAGUGUGGUUUUAAUUUGGAUUCACCUGCUAGAAUAUGCUUAGACCAAUAUUAAUUACAUAGACAUUGUUGCAGAAAACUUUGCCCAUUAUAGUUUUUGAGUGGCAUUAACGUCACAUAGAUCCAGAGACUGGGAUACUUUGGGGGAAAGCCGUGGCAGAAAUAUUGUUAGGAGCCCACUGUAAUGUAGGUAAACUCUACAUUAGGUUUUUUGUUCUGUUUCCCUCAUUUUUCCCCAUAUUGAACCGAAGCUUCCAGCAAGAAGGCUUUUUUUUUUUUUUGCAUUUUAGAAACAUGUGCAAUUGAUAAUAAUCUCUCAGUCCAAAGAAUUAUUUGACUAGAUCUAGACAGUAAGUGUAUUCCCAUCACUCUCUCUGUAUUUUUAAUUACCUUUAAUCCUAUUAAAGCCAACACCUCCAAUGCAAUGUAUAUGUAGAUAAAGUAGUGAUAAUGUAGCAAGGCUGGAGAUAAUGCUUUUAAUUAAGCUCUUUAUAUUCUGCAAAGGGCAAUCAAAAUACCAUGCUUAGAUUUGAUAUACACAUUUGCACACAUGCUUGUUUUGCACUGUGUAUUGUAAC
This is a messenger RNA of Varanus komodoensis (Komodo dragon), 3026 nucleotides long. RefSeq names its product PRELI domain containing 3A (gene PRELID3A). The coding region runs from base 119 to 637 and encodes 172 amino acids. The record is from RefSeq and is a predicted model, not a curated record. The transcript is spliced from 6 exons. Gene Ontology annotation, cellular component: mitochondrial intermembrane space. Gene Ontology annotation, molecular function: phosphatidic acid transfer activity. Gene Ontology annotation, biological process: phospholipid transport. NCBI's taxonomy places the organism in Eukaryota, Metazoa, Chordata, Lepidosauria, Squamata, Varanidae.